Messenger RNA from Eutrema salsugineum, 1546 nucleotides. RefSeq names its product chaperone protein dnaJ 10. The transcript has 10 exons. Lineage: Eukaryota; Viridiplantae; Streptophyta; Magnoliopsida; Brassicales; Brassicaceae. Bases 291 to 1349 code for a protein of 352 amino acids. The record is from RefSeq and is a predicted model, not a curated record.
GAUUUUCCUCGUAAUAUCAGAAACCAAAAACACGGUUCAGUAGGAAGAUUCUCGGACACGUGUACGGUUCGGACACGGUCACACGUUUCGACUUUCUUCGUAACCGAAUCAAUGCUUGUCCCUUUUCUUUACAAGGAAACUAGAGAAACAGCACCAAAACCUUCUCUUUUUUUUUUUUUUUUUGUUUACACGUUGUAUAUAUUCUUCUUACUCGUCUUCUUAUUAAAGACCAAAAUUUUUCUCGACGAGAGAUCGAUUUGUGCCCCCAUUUACAAAUCUGCACGACCAGUAUGGUGAAGGAGAAUGAGUAUUAUGAGAUCUUAGGCGUCAAAACUGAUGCUUCAGAGGCUGAGAUUAAAAAGGCUUACUACUUAAAAGCAAGGAAAGUUCAUCCAGACAAGAACCCUGGAGAUCCUCAAGCUGCUAAAAACUUUCAGGUAUUAGGCGAGGCUUAUCAGGUUUUGAGCAAUCCGGAGAAGCGAGCAGCUUAUGACAAAUAUGGCAAAGAAGGUGUUCAACAGGAUGCAAUGGUUGAUCCUGCAGCUGUAUUUGGUAUGCUAUUCGGAAGCGAAGUCUUUGAAGAAUACGUUGGGCAGCUUGCACUCGCUUAUUUGGCAUCUAUCGAAGCCGAUUUAGAAUCAUAUGAGCCUGAAAUCAGAAAGCAAAUGCUGCAAGACAAGAUCAAGGCUCUGCAGAAGGAGAGGGAAGACAAGCUUGCAGCUACGUUGAAAAACAAACUCGAACCAUUUGUGGAAGGAAGAAGCGAUGAAUUUAUCGAAUGGGCAAAUGAAGAGGCAAAGCGGCUUUCUUCUGCUGGUUUCGGUGAGGCGAUGAUGCAUACAAUUGGCUACAUUUACACAAGAAAAGCCGCUAAAGAAAUCGGGAAAGACAAACGAUUUAUGAAAGUGCCGUUCUUAGCUGAAUGGGUGCGUGACAAAGGCCACCAUAUGAAAUCUCAAGUGAUGGCUGCUUCUGGUGCGGUUUCGUUACUUCAGUUACAGGAUGAAGUGAACAAGUUAAAUGAACACCAAGGAGAGCACAAAGAGGAGCAUAUUCAGAAAGCCAUUGAAGCUAAAAUGGAUGCUUUGCUUCAAUCUCUUUGGCAAAUCAAUGUUCUCGACAUCGAAUCCACUCUGUCUCAUGUCUGCCAAUCUGUGCUUAAAGAUCCAAGUGUUUCGAAGGAUGUCCUUCGAGCACGAGCCACAGGACUGAGGAAACUUGGAACGAUCUUCCAGGUGAGCAAAAACAAAAGGGGUGCUAAGAAGCCGUACACCAGAGGAAGUAGCUUGCGUCAAGAAAAAUCCGCCGUGAAACUGGACACCGGAGGUUCUUCGAAGGCGACGUCUUGAAACUCCGAUCACCCGUCAUUGGACGCAGCAGAAAACAGACAAACCAUAAUUUAUUUUUUCUUUUUCUUUUGCUAUUGGUUGAAAGUUGGAUUUGUCCUUUGUUAUUAUGUUCCUCAGUUUUGUAGAGAUUGUUUUUGAAGGUCAAAGUUUUUGUCCUGUGUAGAUGAUUCAUCAAUAGAUCAACCGAACUUAUUAAA